This is a messenger RNA of Odocoileus virginianus texanus, 2146 nucleotides long. Lineage: Eukaryota; Metazoa; Chordata; Mammalia; Artiodactyla; Cervidae. The record is from RefSeq and is a predicted model, not a curated record.
GAAGCUGAAGAAUGAACUCUUGGAAGCAAAACGCAGAAGUGGGAAGACUCAACAAGAGACCAGCAGGGUCUGUGCCCACUGUCAGAGAAACCUGGGUUUGAUAUUCGACCGGGGAGACCCGUGCCAGGCCUGCUCCCUCAGAGUGUGCAGCCAGUGCCGGGUCUCAGGCCCUGAUGGCAGCUGGCGCUGCACCAUCUGUGCAAGAGUCGCGCAGCUAAGGAUUGUAACUGGUGAGUGGUUUUUUGAAGAAAAGGCAAAGCGUUUCAAGCACGUCAAUGUUCUGGGCACUGAUGUUGUCCGACAGUCCAUCUUAAGAAGAAGUCCAGGAGAUGGAGAAAUACAAAGCCAAGAACAAACCCGCCAGAACACAGAAAAGUCAGAUCCUUUGCCUUCUGCUGGGCAGAAGGCCAGCCACGAUGGACCCAGGAGAAAGGGAUUUCUUCUUAGCAAGUUCAGAUCAGCAACCAGAGGAGAAAUCAUCACUCCCAAAACUGAAAGUGGGCGGAGCUACAGCUUGGACUUAGACAGCCACAAUUUUCGGAGUUUAAAAUCAGCCCCUGGUUCCGACAGGGGAAGCACUGGUUCAUCAGAUUUCAAUGAGCCAGAAGCUGGUCCUGGAACUCCAAAGAGUGUCCGGAGCAGUGGUGUGACCCCAGGCACUCCGAGGUCACCGGCCCCCAGCACCCGCAGUGUGACCUCAGUCAGCAGUCAAGAACGUGGUUUUGAAAAUUCCACCGAUUUGGCUGUCAUUGAAAGCACCUCUGAGGACCUCACAAGGACUCAUCGCCGAAAACCUUCCAGCACACCAUCCAUAGCAGUGUCCCGGGCCUCCCUCUCCUCAGACCGGAGUCGAUCUGAGUUAGAUUUGAGCGGGUCAUUUACAGAAGACUUAGAGGAUACUGUAAGCAUAAGGAGCAAAUCUGUCCCUGGGGCUUUAGACAAAGACUUGGAUUCCUUGGAAGAGAUGGAAGAUGGCAUUGAUGACUUAGUGUCCUCCCAGUUUUCUUCAAAUACCCACAGUCUAGCGAGUGGCCUGUCAACAAAUUCUCAAGCAGGCUCUGACAGGAAAUGGACCUACCUAAGUGUGCCUGAUGCUGACUCAGACACUACCAGCCUGAACAGCAUGAUGAGUGUUUACAGUGAGACAGGAGACUAUGGCAACGUGAAGGUCAGCGGGGAAAUCCUUUUGCACAUCAGCUACAGCUACGAAACUGGCGGGCUCUACAUUUUUGUCAAGAACUGCAGAAAUCUGGCCAUAGGAGAUGAAAAGAAACAGAGGACAGAUGCUUAUGUCAAGUCAUACCUUCUUCCUGAUAAGUCCAGAAAUAACAAGCGCAAGACCAAAAUAAGAACAGGCACCAAUCCAGAAUUCAAUGAAACCCUAAAGUACACCAUCAGCCAUGCCCAGCUGGAAACGAGAACUCUGCAGCUCUCAGUCUGGCAUUAUGAUCGAUUUGGACGGAAUAGCUUCCUGGGGGAGGUGGAGAUUCCUUUUGACUCAUGGAACUUUGACAAUCCAAGUGAUGAGUGGUUUGUGCUUCAACCCAAGGUGGAAUGUGCUGCUGAUAUUAGCCUUCAGUACAAAGGAGAGCUGACAGUCAUGUUACGUUACAUACCACCAGAGGAGAAGCUGAUGCCUCCACUAGAACAGCUUCAAGGAAAGAAGUCCUUUAAACGAGGAAAAAAGAAGGAUCCAUGUAUCAUCUCUGGAGGAAUCCUAGAAGUGUUCAUCAAAGAGGCAAAGAAUUUGACCGCGGUGAAAUCAGGAGGCACUUCUGAUAGCUUUGUGAAGGGCUACCUGCUUCCUGAUGAUAGCAAAGCAACCAAGCAUAAAACUCUGGUAAUAAAAAAGAGUCUGAACCCUCAGUGGAAUCAUACUUUCAUCUUCAGUGGCCUGCAUCCCCAGGAUAUAAAACAUGUUUGCCUAGAACUUACCAUCUGGGACAAGGAGGCCUUUUCCAGCAACAUCUUUCUGGGAGGAGUUCGUUUGAAUUCCGGAAGCGGUGUGAGCCAUGGGAAGAACGUGGAUUGGAUGGACUCUCAAGGGGAAGAGCAGCGCCUCUGGCAGAAGAUGGCGGACAAUCCCGGAACUCCUGUAGAGGGCGUACUCAUGCUCCGUGCCAGCAUGGGGAAGAGUAAGCUCUGA